Molecule: messenger RNA, 4469 nt
Organism: Ectocarpus sp. CCAP 1310/34
Lineage: Eukaryota; Phaeophyceae; Ectocarpales; Ectocarpaceae
Source: the annotation of a GenBank genome assembly
GGUUUCCGUCACUAUCGGCAACUGCUCGUGGUCCCUUCCCAUCUUGAACUCGCCUCUCGCGUUUUUUUGACGGUCAGCCUCGGUGAUCUCACGUUCCUUCCUUGCCUUUGCUUCCGCCUUCGCCACCGACUGCUGCUCCUCGUAGUCCAACUCUGCAAUCUUUUGCUCCAACUGCGGUUGUAGUAGAGUCAAAGAACGUCUGGCCUUAACUCUCGCCGGGCGCUUCUUCCCUUAUCUUCGCUCCGAACCUUUCAACCGCGAGCCAGAAUCUUGCGCCCGCCGCUUCGCUCUACUUGCCCGAGGUGUCUGUACAGCCCCCCCAACGUUCUCGCGACGUUGUGUUCCCUCUUCGUAGCCUCUCGCAGCAGCUGGAGAGGAUGGGUUCUCCGUCUGCUGGCCAGCGGCCGGAUGCCGCGGUGACACGGGCGGUGUAUAACCCCCCACUGCCGGGGGGAACAGCACAGGGGGGUGCAGCAAACCACGUCUUCUGUGCCGGUGGAUAUGUGAACUUCAUGGAAAAAACAACCAAGGUUUGGCUGCAUCAUGCCAACCUCAUGUGGGACUGCAAGCACAGCAGUGCACGACACGUUGAAACGCAGCACGCGCGCGCACACGCCGCUGCCAUGAUUAGAAACACUAUUGCGGGGGUAGAUUCUCUGCUACACCGUAGUGCUGCCGCUGCCACCAGUGCGGCUCGACAGGGCGCAUCGUCGAGAGGUCUCGGGGAUCGUCAACAACAUGCCUCAGCAGCAGUAGCGGUUUGCUGGCGAGGUUGUCCAACAAGGAGACUUUGGUCUAGUCAGGAGGCAGAGGAAAAGGAUGGCGCCGGCGAUGCCGCAGCCAACGUCGGCGACUACGCCCCAGACGCAACUGCAACUACCGAGGAGCCCGCCCCACCGAAGCCGCAGCGUACCUUCGUGGUGCGAACGCCCGACUCCUCCUCCUCCCUCAAGGUCAACGUGCCAAGCACGACCGCCGAGGCGAUGGCGAUGAACCUGUCGAUCAGGGAGAACGCCAGGGCGAAGAAGGAGGCGGCGGCGCGCCGGCACGCGGCCACCACAGCGGCCAGAGCAUCGUCGAAGCAACCGGGAGGUGAAGCGCCGGCGGCUUCGGCGUCUGCCCCCCACAGCAGAGGCAGGCCGGCCGAACGGCGGCGGCUGCCGAGCAUGAUGGUGGUGACGCCCAACGCCCGGUCAAAGUCCAUCCAGAUGGAGGUGCCCCUCACGACGGCCGAGUGCAUCGAGCUCAACAGGGCGGUGAAGAAGAGGUACCCGACGCAGCAGCAGGAAGCCGACGAAGACAACAACAACAAUGCCGUCAAUGCCGGCUACGCAAGGAGGUGGCGCAACCCGCCCGCGCCCGGCGUCUGUGUAGGCCAGGGGGCGCAGCAUGCCUACGGAGCAGGCCUGUCUUCUUCCCCCGAGAUCAUAAAGUACGCGGACGUCGAGCAGGGCGCGCGGGAGCCUAGCUACGACAGAACGAUUGGGAACCUGCACAAGGCCAGGAGAUGGGACCAGAUUGUGCGGGUGUGGGAGGAGAUCGAGGAGAGGGAGAAGGGAGGGGUGACGGUGGGUCUUGGAUGGGCCACGUACGAGUGCUUGAUGGACGCCUUCAUUUCCCACACGGACCUGGGGGUAGUGGCCAGGUGCGGGCGCGUGUUCGAUCACCUGGUUGCGAGCGGACAGGGCAUACGGCCAGCGAUAUACAACUUGUACAUGAAGGGGUGUAGCGUGGCCAGGCUCGGGACCCGUGCGGUGGCAUUAAUCGAGGGCCUUGAUCGCUUGCCGGGGAAGAGGUACAAGCCGAACCCGCAGUUUUUCUUCAAUCUCCUGUCGGCGACUUGCGCGGAAGGCAUGGUGGCGGAGAGCAAGUUGUACUACGGGAUCAUGAGGGACAUGGGCUUCGACCCGACCAACAAUACCUUGCAAAAUAUGCUGGACAUGUACAUUCGGGAGGAACGGCUGGUGGACGCGCUGAGGAUGGUCGAAGACACCCACCAAGCCGGGAUGAAGCCGAGGGACGUCCUGAUGAACAAGCUGACGUACUCGUGCAUGCGGCAAGGGGAGCCGGAGCUGAUGCACAAGAUGCUCGACCUCCUUCUGCUGACCGGCAACAUCGUGAACCCGAUGACCGUGAAGAACGUCUUGUACAUGGCCUCCCGCCGGAGGGAUGACGACAUGGCGACCAAGAUGUGGGUCGCCGCGCAACAAUGGGGUCACAGGUUUUGCCAGGCCGAUUACUCGUUCGUGGUGCAGACCUUCUUCGCGGUGGGGAAGGACGACAUGGCCCUCGCCACUCUCGUGCAGGCCUACAAGGAAAAGAUCGAGGUGAACCGCAAGACCCUGACGUUCUGCGCGCAAAGGCUGGCGGUGUCGAACAAGCGGCUAGACCAGGCGUACUACACGCUCACGCUGCUGAAGGAAAACGGAGAGCCGGUUCCGGUGGAAGCCGUCAACGCCAUCAUCGUCGCUUGCGCCAUAAGGCAAGCAGUAGACCGAUGUUUUGCGACGGCCGAAGCUCUCCCUGUGGUGUUCGAGCUAGCACCCAACCUCGACACGUACAACGCGCUGAUGCACGUCCUCGGCGCGAUGAGAGCGCAAGACACGGACAACGCCACGCUCGGCAUCGGCAUGUCUCUCCUAGACCAGAUCGAGAAGGAGGAGGUACAACCGAACCAGGAGACAUUCAUGAGCCUGAUAGAUCUGGCUUGCAUGUCUGACGGACUCACCGAGGACUUCGCGAAUGACCUCGUGGAGCGGAUGACAAGCAAGCACGGCCUCCGUCUCGAGCAGGACAUCGUCGACACACUUGCAAGCGCCUUCGAGGAGAGAGGCAUGGACAGCCUGGCGCAAGCGUGGACAAACAAGAUGCCGUCCCUCGACGCCCCCUCCGAUGAGGCCUUCGACGCAAGCUCCCCGGCGGCGGCCGCCGAGUUGACUUGUGAGCAGGGGAACGCCAGCGGCGGAGUGGUCCGAGCGCGCAGGGUGGCGCAAGACAGAGGCCGGUACACGGGUUUCGACGACGGGCGGUUUAAGGCUAUCCGGGAUUCCACCCGCCGCGGCGAAAAUGCAGGGGGCGGCGUGGGAAGGUUAUCGUACGGAUCCGCCGGCGGCGGUGGCGGCGGAUGGUAUUCAGGAGGAGGUGGAGCGGGAGGUUCGGCUAGAGGAGGGAGGGGCACCAGUGGUGCUACGGCGGGUUCUGGGAGAGAGGAGAGGGUGGGGAAUGGGGGGGAUUCCCCGAGGUAUGGAGGCGGUGGCGGUGGAGGUUGGGCUCAAAGAUAUAACAAGUCCGGAGACGAAAAAUAGCAGCAGUCGAGAGGGUUAUUUUGGCGUGCACGGUGUCGGCGUAACCAGUUUGGCUUUGUUUUGUCGUUUGGAGAGGGAAGGUCAACGUGUUUUAUCUUCGUGCUUCGAUAUCGAACGAACGUGGCUAUUGGAACAUGUUUCAGGGGAGCGUUGUGGCCGCGGCCUUUUAGACCCGUGCGAGAAUCCUGCUGGCAUGCCCACAACACACACAUCAUUGUGUGGUGAUUACCGGUGGUUGAUGCUUUGCGAUUCGCGAUUUUCUCCCCUUUUUCGCGCAUGCAACUGGAUCCGUACACUAAAUAUUUUGACGUCGUGUGAUAUGACCUCCCGUGCAUGUGUAGAAAAAACUUUGCAAGUGACUUCUGGAUAUCGCCCUUGGAAUUCUACUUCUAUACACUACAAACAUUGCGGCAGUUUUGAACUACGACACCCUUGCUUGGUGUUGAAGUUUUGAACUACGACACGCUUGCUUGGUGUUGUGAGACGUGGAAUUGCCAAUAUGUGUUGGGAGCGUUGCCGGGGGGCACGGGGUAUCAGAAGAAUACUUAGUCAAUAACGUCGUCUGUGUGUGUUUUUUCCUAUAUUUAUUAUAGUGACAGUUCCCUCAUUUUCAGCGUAUGUAUCAGCGUAUUUGUCCGUACAACUACAAACAUCCAGCGUUACACAGGAGGGAGGUGAACAGCAGCACUUUUUUAUUCUUUUCAUUUCUUUUCAUGCCCCCACCUUCCCCCUGCGGUGCGUGCCGAGUUUUAUUUUUAUCGCGAGAGGGGUCCAGCCACCCCUUUAGUCGUCAACGGUGCUUACGUCUAAGUUUGGUACUAACGAGAGAUUGUCAGCUAUAUUUCGCUUUCACCCGCACAAGUCGAAAAUUUUCACCCCAUGGAGAGUCGAACCCACUACCUCAGCGACUGAUGGAUUACGAGAAUACUACUAGAAGACCACCGGCGCGACCGGUGUAGGUGGUUUCGAAUUUCACAUUCUUCGCUGUCUAUUUUCUGGUGUCGGACGCCGCGGUCCAUUUUCUUCAGUCACUCGCUCGCGCUGUUGAUGAUCUCGCGCCAACAUGGUCCUUCCUGUGGAUUGACGCAGACGCUGAAUGCCAGCAACAUAUCAACACCAGACGGACAAACAAACAGAAACGGCUAUUCACUUGGUUAGGUUGGA